AUGUACACUUUCGAGAACGGGUUGCGUAAAGUAGCCCCUUACUUCUCCGAGUUCUCCGUCCGCAUAAAACAACGAUGGGAGGGGAAGACACUCGUUGAGCUUCAAACCACCGAGUUUGGCGAGCUGGCAGCAGUGGUGGAGCAGGCGAUCCGCCACCACCGCUUGUUCAUCGAGACGAACCAGGGGAAGAAAAAACACACCCAACAGACGAUCAAAGGGUGGGACUCGCUUGCCACGCGUCCGUUGGAUCGGUUUGACGUGAUCCACUCGCUACAACACCGCCACGAGCCUAGUGUGGGCGACUUGCCGUGGACAGUGAUCCACGAAGACGACGAUUUGCUCGUGAUCAGCAAGCCUCCGGGGAUCCCCACCCACCCUACGGGGAACUACCACUACAAUUCGAUCACGGAAAUCGUCAAGUUCGACCGCCAGCUAGCGAACGUAUGGCCCACUCACCGGCUUGAUAAAGCUACCGCCGGGGUGCUAAUCCUCGCCAAAAACCAAAAAGCGGGCAAAUACUACCAACAGUUGUUUUCCGAGAAUAAGCAGUUGGUGACUAAGGAGUAUUUUGCCCGCGUCAAAGGCGAGUUCCCCCAAGGUACCCAUUUGGUCAAUUGUCCGAUAUUCUCGGUGAUGUCGACCCAGGGCCAUAUCCGGCCCGUCAAUGCCGAUGAACUUAUGGCGAACUCAUCCACCAUCUUCACCCGCGUGAGUUAUGACCCAACCCUGAACCAGAGUGUGGUUAAAUGUCAACCCGUUACCGGGAAAACCCACCAAAUCCGCAUUCAUCUCCGUAACGUGGGGUUCCCCAUUGCCAAUGACUAUCUCUAUCACCCGGUGAACGAAGGGUUUAUCAACCACGAAGUGAAUAAGCUCAGCUGCUCGAUUGAACUUGAACUCUACCGACGUCUCUUUCGCGUACACCCUGAGUUUGGCCAACUACAACUGGCCGAUAAGCUCCCGGAAGCAUUGCAAAAAGGUACCAUUGACCUCUACAGCAUCACCAACUGGUAUCACGACUCAGCACUAAGGUCAGAGGUCGAGAGAUUAAAGUCUCUCCGCUCGCAAUCAUUCGAAAAAUUGAAAGCGGACUACGAUACUAAAUGUCUCGAAUGUGGUAAGCAGUUGCUAACCACCGACCGAGACUUGUCGGAUCAAGCGAUCUGGUUACAUGCAUUCAAGUACCAUUACCAGGGGAAUCCCAAUAUAUGCUUCGAAGAUGACAUUCCUCUGUGGGCAAAACCAAACUUUAUAGAGUAA
Diutina rugosa is the source of this 1260-nucleotide messenger RNA. RefSeq lists its product as uncharacterized. The record is from RefSeq and is a predicted model, not a curated record. Gene Ontology annotation, biological process: pseudouridine synthesis. Gene Ontology annotation, molecular function: pseudouridine synthase activity; RNA binding. Lineage: Eukaryota; Fungi; Ascomycota; Pichiomycetes; Serinales; Debaryomycetaceae. The coding region runs from base 1 to 1260 and encodes 419 amino acids. The transcript has a single exon.